Messenger RNA from Naegleria lovaniensis, 1008 nucleotides. RefSeq lists its product as uncharacterized. Bases 1 to 1008 code for a protein of 335 amino acids. The transcript has a single exon. Lineage: Eukaryota; Heterolobosea; Eutetramitea; Acrasida; Naegleriidae. The record is from RefSeq and is a predicted model, not a curated record.
AUGAAGCCGUUUGCCUAUCGUGAGAGAGAGGAAGACGAUUUUGAAAUUAUUGAAACGUAUCAAAAGAAAAUAAAUCAGGCUCGUGAAUCAUCCUCUUCCGAUAGUGAUUUUGAAAUAAUAGAAACAUAUCAAGAUGUGUUAAAAAGAAGAGAGUCUAAAAAGAAUAUUUAUCCGCAGCCAAGCAACGGAAUUGAAGCAGUUGGCCGUCCUCGGAAUAGUAUGAACAAUAUUGGUCAAUUAAUGAGCCCGAAAGGACAAAUCAAUAGGCCACCAUCUGUUUCAAUGAACAAUACUGUAAUAUCAUCCAAUGUUUCAAAUCUAGACAAUUCUCAAUUACAUAACCACAGAAAAGCAUAUGUCAUUUAUGACUUCAAACCCGAUUUUGAGUUGGAGUACAUCAAACGAGUAGAACAUGAAGUGAAAAUGGAAGAAGAGGAAGAAAAGAGACAAAAGAUCCAAUUUAAUUUACUGUUACAAACUCUGAACGCCAAAUCAAACACAGAGCGAAAUCUAAUGUCACCAACAUUAAUUAACAUCAAUGAAAAUAUUAUUCCUCUUCCGUCGCUCACAAAUCCAUCAAGACCCCCAAAUUCUUCAACAACAACCGUUCCACAAAGCUCAACCCAAACUGUUCAAAGUUCAUCAGGAUUUACCUCGCCUAAUUUAUAUUCAUCAUCAUUUAAUGAACCUACUUUUCCGACAGAAGCAGAGCGAGAUAGUUAUAAUCAUGCUAUUGAAAUUGGAUUUUCUCCUGAUAUUUCCUUCUUUGCAACUGAAGCUUAUAAAGGCGAUAAAAUUAAGAUACUGGAUUUUCUGGACAAACAUAAACAGCUGUCAGAGAUGAAUUUUAAGGAUUUAGAUAUAAGAGAAGCAUUAUUGUUGACAGAUAGAAGUUUAGAUCAAUCUUUGGAUUUGCUUGUUCAAAAAUCGCCCAAUCACUAUCAACCUACUCCUAAUUUCUACACCUCACCAUCCCAACCCUCUAAUUUGCACUAUUUAAAUUAUUAA